AUGCGUCUCCAGCUGUUCUCGUUCAUCACCGUGGCCAUUUUUGCCUCUAUUGUCAGUGCAACUGGUUGCAGCAAAUGCCUCAAUCAGAACGAGGACAAUAUCCGUCUGGGCUGCUUCAACAAAUGCAAAGAAGCUUUCAAUCCCAGCAGCACUGAAUACCAGGUUUGCCGCGACCAGUGCACCGAGUUUGUGUUUCAGGAUCACUGCUGCACCUCUUCCUGCAGCAGCAAAGCCGACGUCUGUCUGAAUGACUAUUUCCACGGUGUGGGCCUGACCAAGCGCGACUCAAUGGAUGAGGAAGCCUAUUAUCGAUCUCAGCUAGAUGCGAUUCGAGAAAAUCCCGAUCUACUCGAUAAACGAGCGCUGCUGGUCGGUGCUGCUCCGUACCAUCUGAUCCGAAGCACUGAGGACUUGCACUCGCUGAAUCAUCCGGAUUUCAAUGAGACUAUUGUGUACGAUGUGAGCGCGGAUGACGGCCCAGGGACUUUGGAUCGUCGUGUUGACCGUGGCAAAGUCUGCUGCACGGCCGCCAGGACAGUAUUGAAAACUGGAGUUGUUGAGGUAGGGCCAGCAUUAGCAAGUGAUGAAUGGACCGAGGAGCAGUACGCGGGACUGGUGCUGGUUGGUUUUGGCAUUGCAGGAGCAUGGACUUGCAACCGUGUUUACAAUGUGCAAUGUCUCUUCUUCAAUGCCAGGCCUGCGCCGCAACAUUGA
This is a messenger RNA of Aspergillus thermomutatus, 714 nucleotides long. RefSeq lists its product as uncharacterized. The coding region runs from base 1 to 714 and encodes 237 amino acids. The record is from RefSeq and is a predicted model, not a curated record. NCBI's taxonomy places the organism in Eukaryota, Fungi, Ascomycota, Eurotiomycetes, Eurotiales, Aspergillaceae. The transcript has a single exon.